This is a messenger RNA of Telopea speciosissima, 1772 nucleotides long. RefSeq names its product SPX and EXS domain-containing protein 1-like. Gene Ontology annotation, cellular component: membrane; cytoplasm. The coding region runs from base 231 to 1652 and encodes 473 amino acids. The record is from RefSeq and is a predicted model, not a curated record. NCBI's taxonomy places the organism in Eukaryota, Viridiplantae, Streptophyta, Magnoliopsida, Proteales, Proteaceae. The transcript has 14 exons.
ACUCUAAUUUAGGCGAGUUUAAUUCCGUGAUCUGAUUCUUUUAGAUUUUCUUGAGUUAAAAUGGGUGUUUCUCUAAAUGAUCGCAGUUGAUCGCCUCUGAAAAAUGUAUGCUGCUGGUUUGUAAUUGUGCACGGAGGUGACUGCUUAUGAACUUCUUGAGGUUUGACUGUUUGACAGCUUCUAUGAUAGGUACGAAAACAUAGAAGCCAUCUUAUAUUCCAUCUUCACCUAUGUUUGGAAGUCCUGUAGCAGUUCCUUCUUACAGUCCUCAUCUACGGCGUUCUGGUAGCAGGCCUGUUUUCUUAGACCUAGGAUCAAGCGAACUGGGAAAGAGCACUGAGGAGCAUUAUCAACAUCAGCUAGAACUGAAUGAAAUGAAGAGUGGAAGUUCACCAUUGCAUGCUACUGCUAUAAUGCCAUCCCCAAUUUUCUUAUGGAGAUUCAAGGUGCUCCUGUUUCUUAUCUGGGGCUUCGGGUGUUGCAAGAUUGGUUGGGACUCUGUCAUGAGAAUGAGUGCUGAUUUGCGGGAUCUAUUUCUGUAUGAGGCCUUUUUGUAUUAUAAUCCUCUUCUUCUUGUGACAUUGAUGGUGUGGCUUUGGGGAGUGAAUUUAUGGGUGUUUGCUCAGUCUACUAUCAAUUAUACUAAAAUAUUUGAUCUUGACCAGGAUCAUCUUUCUCAUAGAGAAAUAUGGAAGUGUGCUACUUGGAUGACAAUCAUUGUGCCAACAAGCAUGACAGCAUACCUUUAUCUUUACUCUCAUGGAGAAGUGUCUUUGGCAGCGUCACAACCAGUACUCUUGUAUGCAGCUGUCAUGAUGAUUCUCAUAUUUCCUUUUGAAAUUUUUUAUCUAUCAUCACGCUAUUUCUUUUUAAGGACUCUUUGGCGGAUAAUACUUCCAUUGCAGGCGAUAACAUUUUCCGACUUUUUCUUGGCUGAUAUCCUAACAUCCAUGGCCAAGGUACUUUCCGAUUUAGAGCGUUCUGUCUGCCGAAUGGUCAAUCGACAGGUUGCCACAAUUGCAUGGUUUGAAGCUGACUCUGUAUGUGGCAGUCACUCCAUCACAAUCCCUUUAGUGCUUGUUUUCCCUUAUAUGUGCCGUUUUUUCCAAUGUCUUCGGCAAUACAAGGAUACUAAGGAAAAAACAGCCCUUUUGAAUGCUUUAAAAUAUUCGACGGCAGUACCUGUGAUUUUUCUUUCAGCUCUUAAAUAUCAUGUCUUCCCUGAUAGAUGGACUAACAUUUAUCGCCCCCUAUGGCUUCUCUCAAGUGUCAUUAACUCAUUAUAUUCAUUUUACUGGGAUGUGACCCGGGAUUGGGACCUGAGUGGUUUCUCUCGGAUUUUCAAGUUUAGCAAGCCACAUAUCUGCUCAAGUCUGUUAUAUGGACGUUCAUGGAUUUACUUUUGGGCUAUUGGAAGCAAUUUGAUUCUCCGUUGUACCUGGACAUACAAGCUCUCUGCUCAUCUCCGCCAUAAUUACAUGACUGUAUUCACAAUCAUGGCCUUGGAGAUUCUUCGUCGUUUCCAAUGGAUCUUUUUCCGUGUAGAGAAUGAGUGGAAUAAGAUGAUGAUGAAGACAAACAUGGAACUCUCAAUGAGUGAUAUCCCAAAGGAGGAAGAAAAAUUACUUGGCUCCACUAACCACACUGUAUAAACAAACCUCACGGCUAUUGUGCCCCAGAGUAGCAUCAUAUUAAAUUCAUUUUUGUUACUGACUCAAUAUUUUGGCCAUUUUGAUUGCCAAUUUCAAUUGAAUCUUCAAAAUUUUAUUAUU